This is a messenger RNA of Adineta ricciae, 1056 nucleotides long. The record is from the annotation of a GenBank genome assembly. Lineage: Eukaryota; Metazoa; Rotifera; Eurotatoria; Adinetida; Adinetidae.
AUGUCACGAAAAACAUUUUUAAUAAACAAGCUUUCUAAUCGUAAAUAUCGUCUAAAUGGUAUUUGGCCUUCAAAUCGUUUACCAAACAAAGGAAAUUUAUGUCAAUCUUUCAACAAUCGUGUAACUUAUACUCCUGAAGAACUCCCACCGAAAGUUGAUCUUCGAAAUGAUAUGACAACGGUAGAAAAUCAAUCAAGUAUUGGUAGUUGUUCAGCUAAUGCCCUAGCAGGAGCAUAUGAAUAUUUAAUAAAGAAACUUCAUGGUGAAAGUAUUGAUAUUAGUCGAUUAUUUAUUUAUUAUAAUAGUCGUGAAAAAGAUCAACCAUCAGAACCAAUUACAGAUUCAGGUUGUUCAAUGACAUCUGCUAUUGAAGCACUUGAAGAACUUGGCACUUGUCUGGAAUCAUUAUGGCCCUAUGAUAUUUCUAAAGUAAAUACACGUCCAAAUGAAGAAGUAUAUACAUCAGCUAAAUCUCAUACAAUAUCACAAGCACUUCAAGUCGAUAUUAAUUUACAUGAAAUGAAAUCAUGUCUUGCUCAAGGUUUUCCUUUUGUAUUUGGACUUCAUCUAUUUACAUCAUUUGACAAAGCAGCUAAAACAGGUGUUGUACCAAUGCCAACUUCUAACGAUCGUAAUCGUCAAUCUGAUGGAAGCCAUGCAUUGGUAGCUGUUGGUUAUAGUGAUCAAUCUCAAUCAUUUAUUGUUCGAAAUUCUUGGGGAGAAGAUUGGGGUGAUCGUGGAUAUUGUUAUAUUCCAUAUGAUUAUCUGACUGAUUCGGAUCUUUGUUUUGACGUAUGGACGAUUCGUAAAGUAUCGAAUAAUGAUUUUGGAAAAGAAAAUUGGGAUUAUAAUGAUGAAAUUGAUUAUCAAAAUAUUGAUAAUUAUAAUUAUGAUGAGGAUAAUAGCGAUGAUUAUCGUACAAUUGAACAAUUUGACGAAAACGAUUUUGAAAUUGAUUCGUUUGAUGAUAGUGCUCGUGGUUAUGUUGAUGAUAACUCAUGGAAUAAAAAUGAUCAAUUUAACUAUGAUGAUAAUCAAGGAGAAUAUGAUCAGUAA